UGGGUUGUCGUAUCGGCUUGCAGACCGCCACAUCGCUGUUCUUACACAGAAACAAGGACGCUCAAUGAAGAUGCCAUGUACUGGGAAAAUAGGUCGUGGCUACGGAUGGGUUGUAACCGUCUUAGGUUUUCUAAUCGGCGCUAUUGAGCUUGGAACUUUCAAAAGUUUCGGCGUCUUUAUUUUGCCGAUUCGCGAAUCGUUGGAUUGCUCAAUUUCCUCCUUGGGGACUGCAAUGGCUGCGUCGCACACGACGUGCUAUGUUCUAGUUCCGCUGGUGAACAUCUUGACUGAAAGGUAUGGCUCACGAAGACUCGUCAUGCUGGGAGGAGUCAUCAUGUUUCUUGCGUUCCUUGGAAUAUCGCUGGCGACUAACAUUGCUGUAUUUUCACUUCUCAUAAUGAUAUGGGGAAUGGGUGUUUCCCUUGCCUACGUCCCUCCCAUUGCCGCAGUGAUCAAGUAUUUUCCAAACAAUGCGGCUCUACCUAUCAGUAUCACUGCCACAGGAUGUGCCUUUGGGAUGAUGAUUUAUCCCCCGUUGACAGAAGCCUUGAUCGAGAUAUAUGGAUGGCGUGGCACCAUACUCAUAUUUGCAGCUUUUAAUGCAAAUAUUUGCGUUUUUGGAGCCUUGAUCAAGCCGCCGCCACCGCUACCGCUGUAUGAAGCCCUUGUCACUCCACGUCAAGAGAUGAUACCAGCGCAUUCACUAUCUGGUGACAGUAAACUGAACAAUUUGAUCAACGUCUUUAAGAAAGCUGCGAAGGGUUUCAAUAACAUUAUAUCCUUGGAUGUAUUACUACUGGAACCAAUGUUCACCAUAUAUGCUUUUGCGUGUUUUUUACUUGGCAUCAUGUAUAGCGCCUGGAUGAUUUACCUCGUUCCUCAUGCAGUGGUCAGGGGUAUUGGGAACCAGCGAGCUUCUCUUCUAUCUACGGCAGCUGGAGUUGGUACCCUCGUUGGCAGGAUCGUAUACGGACCAAUAUUGCACCGUGGAUACAUCACACCGGUUCAAAUGUUCAUACUUCUUGCUUGUGGCAAUAUUGGAGCAUUUGUGCUUGAUCCAAUCGCUUUAGAUAACUAUCCAGGACUGGUUGGGUUAUCUUCCAUCAAUGGCCUUUGUCUCGGAGUGAUGGCCGGUAUGUUCAUACUUGUGUCCCAGCAAGUCUUGGAGGGUGAAAUAGGCGACAGGGCGUGGGGUAUAUUGUGUGUCACCUUUGCGAUUGGGGAAUUAGCUGGAGGAGCUUUGGCAGGUUUCAUAUAUGAUGCCACCGGAAGUUACGAGUUGUCAUUUUUGUUUCUUGGAGGUUUAUCAGCCGUGAUCGUCGCGUCCCUCGCAGUUGAACGCUUACUGGAUCGCUGCUGUGGAAAAUAAUUUAUUUCACUACUUUGUGCGUAGAUUGAUAUGAUCAGUCCAUGAUUGUUUGUAAUAAGCACUCCUCGUGCCUGCCGAACUGAUUUCAAAUCAAGACUGCAUUGAAAGACUGCAAAGAAUGCAUUUAAAAUUUGUCACGAAGUUCUCAGCGUCCGUCAACCCUCUUUUGAUUUGAUAUUAAGGAAUCGACAAAGCGUUAAGCCUUCUUUUGAAUUAGCUGCAGAGGAGUUGACGGUGACGUGCAAGUUGUAUCAUAAGUAAAUAGCUUUAAAAAACAUGAUGCAGCAAGUCUGUUUCAUAAAGGUUUUUAAUGUGAAAUGCAUGGGCUACAUUCAUGGGUAAAAACAACCGCAAUGUCGUUUGAUUUUAAGGUAUGUCGUUUGAUUUUAAGGCUGCAGACGCCAAAAUAGUAAAAGGCAGUUUUUAAGUUAAAGUCAAACCCGCAUUUUAGGUCGAUGUAUGUGAUACACUUGUCUUUUGUUUUCCUCAAAAAGUUAACCUGAGUAUUGUGUGUACUUUUGUAUCAUGCAUGCAGAAUGUCAGCAUGAAAUGUACAACAGUUACUUCGGCGUUUCCUACUGUAAAUGAAAACAGUCCUUGCGUCCAUUUGCUUUGUCUUCUGCGGGAAUGAGAACAAAUGUUAGGAAUACCAUGCUGGCUGGAGACUUGUUUAGCGACCGUUCAAUAUUUUGAGCCGGGGAAGAAAUUCAUGCAGAGAAGCCCAAAAAUGCCGCAUUAGAAGUGGUGCACAGGCUAAGCGAACGAUUUCAGUUUUUUUUUCCAUUCAUAUUUAACUAAGUAAGAGUAAAAAAAAAAUGAGUGGACUAAUUUAACACGUAAUCAAGAUUUCAGCUGCGGCAAUAAAAUGAAUACAUAAUUGGAACACAUAAUGUAGACUUGAAGUUAAGUCCGACGUUAAAAUGGCUUUAGACAUUUGGUUCAGUUUUAUGAACGAAAUGCACCUUAAUUUUGUCAAAGUAAUGUUCAGCCUAUUGCUAUUGCUAAGGGUAUUUCAAAAGCCCUUUUUAAUGUUAAAACAAAAUUGUCCAUAUGCAUGACCGAAUGGUGGCCUGAUCAGGCAAAAGCUUAUAAAAUUUCAGAUCCUUAUAGUGGUUCAGACUAGAUAUUCACCCACAACCACUGCAUUGGACUUGUCGGCACACACCAGCCGUUAGGUACAUUAGACAUGUGCGGAAUUGCUACUGCAAAUUCAGACACAAAAGGGCUCCAGAUGGUCAAAUAUAAGGUGUCUGUAGACAAAGGGUGUUCAUUGGCCGGGGUGUAAAUUGAUAGGGUGUAAAUUGACCGGGCGUUAGGGCAGAAACCAACAAAGUUGUAAGAAAACGUACAAGAAAGAUUAGUGUAUAUGCCUGGUCCAGCU
Molecule: messenger RNA, 2750 nt
Organism: Patiria miniata (bat star)
Lineage: Eukaryota; Metazoa; Echinodermata; Asteroidea; Valvatida; Asterinidae
Product: monocarboxylate transporter 11-like
Exons: 5
Coding region: 65-1369 (434 amino acids)
Biological process (GO): transmembrane transport
Molecular function (GO): monocarboxylic acid transmembrane transporter activity
Source: RefSeq, a predicted model, not a curated record